Entelurus aequoreus (snake pipefish) is the source of this 4132-nucleotide messenger RNA. It is a transcript of the gene appl1, whose product is annotated as adaptor protein, phosphotyrosine interaction, PH domain and leucine zipper containing 1. The coding region runs from base 133 to 2262 and encodes 709 amino acids. The transcript is spliced from 22 exons. Gene Ontology annotation, molecular function: protein binding. Gene Ontology annotation, cellular component: endosome membrane; cytoplasm. Gene Ontology annotation, biological process: signaling. The record is from RefSeq and is a predicted model, not a curated record. NCBI's taxonomy places the organism in Eukaryota, Metazoa, Chordata, Actinopteri, Syngnathiformes, Syngnathidae.
ACUGUGUUGUGGAUUCCGCGUAGCCCCCCCCCCAAAAAAAAUCACAAAAAAGUGGGAGUUGACGAGCUAAUUUGUUGUGUGUUUUCUUCCGUCGAUUGGCAACUAUUCUCGACGCACCACCCAGCCGCAGCCAUGCCCGGGAUAGAGAAGCUGCCAAUAGAGGAGACUCUGGAGGACAGUCCGCAGACUCGCUCUCUGCUUGGAGUGUUUGAGGAGGACACAGCUGCCAUCUCCAACUACUGCACAAAGCUUUAUCAGGCCAUGCACAGGAUCUAUGAUGCCCAGAAUGAGCUGAGCGCUGCCACACAUCUGACCUCCAGAUUGCUGAAAGAGUAUGACAAACAGCGUUUUCCUUUAGGGGGCGAUGACGAGGUGAUGAGCUCCACCCUGCAUCAGUUUGCGAAAGUCAUCGAUGAGUUGAGCUCCUGUCACGCCGUUUUGUCCACCCAGCUCGCCGAUGCCAUGAUGUUCCCCAUAAGUCAGUUCAAAGAGAGAGACCUGAAAGAGAUUCUCACCUUGAAGGAGGUCUUCCAAAUAUCUAGUGACGAUCACGACACCGCCAUCAACAGAUACAGCCGCCUGUCCAAGAAGAAGGACAACGACAAGAUGCGGGCUGAGGCGGUGGAGGACGUGUACACCUCACGCAAGAAGCAGCACCAGACCAUGAUGCACUACUUCUGCUCCCUUAACACGCUGCAGUACAAGAAGAAGACGGCACUACUGGAGCCGCUGCUGGGCUACAUGCAGGCUCAGAUCAGCUUCUUUAAGCUGGGCUCCGAAAACCUCACCCAGCAGUGGGAGGACUUCCUGGCCAACAUCGGAACCAGUGUGCAAAAUGUGCGUCGGGAGAUGGAGGAGGAGGUCAGCCAGAUGCAGGAGACCAUCCAGCAGAUGGAGAGCUCGUGUGACACCCUAUACGCACCGUGCGACCCGGACCCAGUCCACUCCCCCGUGUGUCGAAACCUCACCAGGAAGCAGGGCUACCUCUACAUUCGCAAUAAGACGGGCCUGGUGUCAACGUCAUGGGAACGACAGUACUUCUUCACCCAAGGAGGAAACCUGAUGCAUCAGGGCCGGGCCGAAGUGGCGGGCGGCCUGGUCACCGACCUGGACAACGCCUCCGUCAUGGCUGUGGACAGUGACGACCGCCGCUUCUGCUUCCAGGUCACGUCCUUCGAUGGCAAAAAAGUUGUGACACUGCAGGCGGAGAGCAGAAAGGACUGCGAGGAGUGGAUCGCCACCAUCAACAAUAUCUCCCGCCGCAUCUACCUGAGCGAGAACGCCGAGGAAGUGGCGGCAAGAGCCAACCAAUCAGCCAUUGAGGCGGUGACCCCGUCGCCAUCCUUCCAGCAGAGACACGAAAGCAUGCGGCCAGCCAGUAAGGGUCGCGUGGGCCGAACAAGCAGCAUCAGCUCUGCUGGCUCCGAGCCCUCGCCUGCCCUCUCUGUGCUCUCAUUGGACGCCCUGGUUGCCCCAGACACGCCCAUCCAGUUUGACAUCAUCUCACCUGUCAGUGAGGAGAACUCUGGACACAGCAAGACGGCAGCUCAGUCUGGCAGGAGAAGUAACCCAUUUGGAGAGUCAGGUGACAACCCAGUCACGGAAAACGAAGACUCGAUCCUUCACCAGCUCUUCAUUGUUCGCUUCCUGGGCUCGAUGGAGGUAAAGACUGCUGAGUCGGCGGAUGUCAUCCCCGAGACCAUGAGGCAGAUCCUGGCGGCCCGGGCCAUUCACAACAUCUUCAGGAUGACCGAGUCACACCUGCUGGUCACCUGCGACUGCCUCAAGCUCAUCGAUCCCCAGACACAAGUUACUCGCCUCAGGUUCCCCCUGGCCAGCGUGCUACAGUCGUCCUCCCACCAGGACAACAAGAGGCUGUUUGGAUUCAUCCUGCAGACGGCGGGCGGCGGGGGGCCCGACAGCCGAGUCGUGUGCUACAUCUUCGAGUCCAACGAUGACGGCGAGAAGAUCUGCGACAGCAUCGGCCUGGCCAAGCAGAUCGCCCUCCACUCUGCGGACCACAAGGCGGCGGAGAAGAGGAAGGAGCAAGACAAGGCCAAAGAGAAGCAGCAGGAGGAGCUCAGCAAGCAGAAACAAAUUGAGAAGGAUUUGGAGGAGCAGAGUCGCCUCAUCGCCGCUUCAAGUCGCCCCGGCAACCCCUCGGCGCCUGACGGACACUUCGUCGUGCUGAGCAACAGCCAGUCCGAGGACAGCGACGCCGGCGGCGAGGAGGGCCCGAAGAAGGGCGAGUCGGAAGCCUGACACCUAACAGAACGCAUGGCCCGACACACCAGACCACGCUCAGGAAGCAACACCUGAUGAAAAACUAAAUCAUCAUCUCUGGUUAUUGACUCUUAGAAAUGCUUUUAUACUCGCUCCUGAUAACUACCAAGCAACCUUUUACUCGUGCAUUUUACAAACAAGCUCUCAUGUUGAGUUUGGACGCUAAGCUCCGCCUCCUGGCACUGAUGACUGCAUUGUUAAAGCCUUUAAGGCAGGGGUCACCAACCUUUUUGAAACCAAGAGCUACUUCUUGGGUACUGAUUAAUGCGAAGGGCUACCAGUUUGAUACACACUUAAAUAAAUUGCCGAAAAUAGCCAAUUUGCUCAAUUUACCUUUAACUCUGUUAUUAUUAAUAAUUAAUGAUAUUUACACUUAAUUGAACGGUUUAAAAGAGGAGAAAACACGAAAAAAAUGACAAUAAAAUUUUGAAACAUAGGUUAUCUUCAAUUUCGACUCUUUAAAAUUCAAAAUUCAACCGAAAAAAAGAAGAGAAAAACUAGCUAAUUCGAAUCUUUUUGAAAAAAUUAAAAAAAGAAUUUAUGGAACAUCAUUAGUAAUUUUUCCUGAUUAAGAUUAAUUUUAGAAUUUUGAUGACAUGUUUUAAAUAGGUUCAAAUCCAAUCUGCACUUUGUUAGAAUAUAUUACAAAUUGGACCAAGCUAUAUUUAUAACAAAGACAAAUCAUUAUUUCUUCUAGAUUUUCCAGAACAAAAAUUUUAAAAGAAAUUCAAAAGACUUUGAAAUAAGAUUUAAAUUUGAUUCUACAGAUUUUCUAGAUUUGCCAGAAUAAUUUUUUGGAAUUUUAAUCAUAAUAAGUUUGAAGAAAUAUUUCACAGAUAUUCUUCGUCGAAAAAACAGAAGCUAAAAUGAAGAAUUAAAUUAAAAUGUAUUUAUUAUUGUUUACAAUAAAAACAUUUUUUUACUUGAACAUUGAUUUAAAUUGUCAGGAAAGAAGAGGAAGGAAUUUAAAAGGUAAAAAGGUAUAUGUGAUUAAAAAUCCUAAAAUCAUUUUUAAGGUUGUAUUUUUUCUCUAAAAUUGUCUUUCUGAAAGUUACAAGAAGCAAAGUAAAAAAAUGAAUGAAUUUAUUUAAACAAGUGAAGACCAAGUCUUUAAAAUAUUUUCUUGGAUUUUCAAAUUCUAUUUGAGUUUUGUCUCUCUUAGAAUUAAAAAUGUCGGGCAAAGCGAGACCAGCUUGCUAGUAAAUAAAUACAAUUUAAAAAAUAGAGGCAGCUCACAGGUAAGUGCUGCUAUUUGAACUAUUUUUAGAACAGGCCAGCAGGCUACUCAUCUGGUCCUUACGAGCUACCUGGUGCCCGCGGGCACCGCGUUGGUGACCCCUGCUUUAAGGGAUAAAAAGACGAGGGAACGUGAAGGCACCACCACUUAAAAAUCACCUAUUCUUAAUUAUGGACGAUUGUUCCGUCAUGACAGCAGCUUUAUGGUUUUGUUGUUCAAGCUCAGUCAUCUUCUGAUCCAAAAGCACUCUUAUUUCAUACCUGACCGUUUUACUGAGGGCAAAAGUUGGCUCCAGCAAAGAGCGUUGAAGGUUUCAAUGUUAACUUCCUCAAUAAUAACGAUGACAUUAGGCUUGAUGUUAAGAAAUGUGUUUAAAGAAUGUCACUGAUGGAUGUGGGAUUGUUGAACUUUUAUGAGAAAAUCAGUACGUUUACUAAAGAUGAUUACAUCUUUGUUGGGAGUGUUUGUUUUUGCGGCAGGCGGGAAAAAAAAAAAGCUCAUGUUUGACCGUUCAGCACUUUACUAUGUUGGACUGUAAAUACGACUCAAUGUCUAAUUAUUUAAUCACAAAAAAAAAAGGUUUUUACAAACAAAUAAAGCACUAACCCCACA